Messenger RNA from Lotus japonicus, 2214 nucleotides. RefSeq names its product ARM REPEAT PROTEIN INTERACTING WITH ABF2-like. Gene Ontology annotation, molecular function: protein binding. Lineage: Eukaryota; Viridiplantae; Streptophyta; Magnoliopsida; Fabales; Fabaceae. The transcript has 19 exons. The record is from RefSeq and is a predicted model, not a curated record. Bases 1 to 2034 code for a protein of 677 amino acids.
AUGGAUCAGGAUCACACUGCAGUCCGAAACUUAAAGCGUAAACAAGAAGAAUGUAAUAAUAAUACACAGCUAAUAGAUUCUCAACGAGAUCAAACCGACAAGAUUGUCCAACAGAUUCUUGUCCUCAAAUCCGUUGCUUCAUCCUCUCUCUCAGAUCGUGUUACCUGUGCUGCCGUAAAAACUGCCCUAAAAGUUCUUUCUGAACUUGUCGGAGACGAGGAGCUUGUGGAUACUAUAGUGAACUUUGACGUCGAAGUUCCAGAUGGCUUGCAGAUCGGAUUCGUUUUGCUCAUCGGCCUUCUGUCUUAUAAACCAGAGUACCAACAACCCAUUGUUGAUGCUGGAGUCCCGCCCUGUCUUGUUGAUUUCUUAAGGGUGCAUAAAGCUGGUCUCAUGUCUCAAGCACUUGUUGGUCUUCUUAAUACAAUAGUAGACACAAUAACUAAUCUUGCUCAUACAAACAUCAACACUAUGAACCUUAUCAGGAAUGAAGGUGGUAUUCCACUUCUUGUUGAAUUGCUUGAAUUCAAUGAUUCAAGUGUGCAGAGGGCAGCGGCAGGAGCCUUACGAACUCUUGCAUUUAACAAUGAUGACAACACAAAUCAAAUUGUGGAAUGCAAUGCGUUGCCCACUCUUGUAUUGAUGCUUCAAUCAGAGGAUCCUACUAUACAUUAUGAGGCGAUAAGUGUAAUUAGAAGUUUGAUCCACAAUUCACAAAAUAUUAAGGAAGUUGUUCUUGAAGUUGGCGCUUUACAACCGGUGAUUUUGUUAUUGAGGUCCUCUUGUUUGAAGACCCAAAAAGUAGCAACUUCUUUACUUGGUGAAUUUGCUACAUCAUAUUCAUGUUCCAAGGCUCGGAUUGCCCAAAGAGGGGCUAUAAUACCUUUGGUUGACUUGCUUAAGUCCUCAGAUGAACUACUUUGUGCAAUGUCAGCUUUUGUUCUUGGGAAGUUAGCCGAGGACUCCGACAAUCAAGUUGGUAUUGCUUAUAACGGAGGUAUAGAGCCUCUGCUCAAUCUUCUUGGCUCAAAGAAUGAGUGUAUUCAACACUAUGCAGCCUCCACUCUCUCUUGUGUCGCUUAUAAUGAGGACAAUGUUGUAGAUAUUAUUAAGGCUGGUGGUAUUCAAAAACUGCUCAAUGGACAGUUCUUAUUACAGGCUUCUGAUUAUGUGUGUCUGUGUGUGGAAAUGAUAUUAAAAAGAUUAGAGGAGAACAUGCAUGGGCGAGUACUGAAACAUCUGUUGAAUCUUAUGCGCUUUGCAGACAAAGAUGUUCAAAGACUUGUAGUUAUUGCUCUUGCUCAUUUAUGUUCCCCUAAUGAUUAUAAAACUAUUUUCAUUGUUAAUAAUGGACUAGAACUGCUUCUGGAUCUUCUUGAAUCUAAAAACCUAAAGCAGAAGAGUGAUGCUUCAGCAGCGCUUCUCAAGUUAUCUACCAAAGCCACAUUUGUCUCUAUUGUUGAUGCUGCUUCUCCAUUACUAUCGUCCAAAGUGUACAUGGACGAACAUUAUGUGAACAAUCCCAAACUAUCUAAUGUCACAUUCUUAGUUGAAGGUGAAAGGUUUUAUGCUCAUAGAGCUUGCUUGCAAGCUUCUUCAGAUGCAUUUCACGCAAUGUUUGAUGGGGGUUAUAGGGAAAGUGAAGCCAAUGACAUCGAGAUUCCAAAUAUUAAAUGGGAUGUCUUUGAGAUGAUGAUAAGAUUUAUUUACACCGGAACAGUAGAUGUCAAAUUGGAUAUUGCUGUGGACCUCCUCAUAGCUGCAGAUCAGUAUCUUAUGGAAGAUCUUAAGCGUCUUUGUGCACAUGAAAUUUCUCAAGAUAUUUCUGUGGAUAAUGUUUCACUAAUGUACGAUAUGUCAGAGACAUACAAUGCUACAUCAUUAAGAAACGCGUGCAUACUGUUUGUCCUGGAGCAAUUUGACAAGUUGAGUGUCAAACCAUGGUAUUGUAGCCUCGUUUGUCGCAUUUCACCCAGCAUACGCAAAUUUUUCUCAGAUUUACUAACCAAGCCAAGUGAUUCAGAGGACCACUGAGGAUCCUUGAAUUUUAAACACUGGAAAAGGUGAAAGACGUAAACAUUUUAGUAAGAAAUAGAAUUAUUGAUCAUUUCCCUGUAGCAAUGAAGUUGGCCUAAGACUUUGGUCGGUACUUUGAGAUUUCCCAUGUUAACAUGGUGCGUGUUGAAAGAUUAUUUCCAAUCUAAACUUGUUAAA